GGCAAUUUAGUGCAAACGCCAUUUUUUUUUUUUUUAGAGCAGCACUGAACGUAUUUACAUACAAACGUAUCGCUAUCUGUAACUUCUUGGGUAAUCCUUGGCAAGACAUAACCUGAUUGUGCUCAACAUGGUGCAGAAACUGCAGUGGCUCUAGGAUGGAGCCCUGAGGGACGCCAGUGCUGUACAGUAAUCCCUCAUUUAUUGCAGUUAAUUGCUUAAGUUAAUUUUAAAAAAAUAUAUUUUCUUAGAGCAUCGAAAACCUGCUUAUGACCUUCUAAAUGUGUUUUUUAACAUUGUUAGCGCCGACUAGACAUGAAAUAACACCCCAUAGUACCCAAUAUAAUAGACAUAAAAAGAGAAAAGAAGACACAAAUAAGACAUGUAUAAAACUUGUGCUUGUGUGUGUUGCUUUAAAUGUCUUCUGGAAGCGACGUUGAGGGUUCAGAGUUGAGUUUUAGCUUGUAGCCUGUUGUGAGACCGUUCAAACCUGCAACAAAAGCCUGUUCCGGCUAUCAAAUCUGCUGCUUGUGUGCCAUUACAGCAACAUUACUGACACCUACUGACCAUUGCAGAAUACUACUUAUCAUUACAACAUAUUUGAAUACUUCUUCUGAAUGCUUUAUAUUUGUAUUUUACUUAAUUUAACCAUUUUUAUACUUGAAAAUGCUUAAUUUAGGCAACAAAUAUGUAAAAUGUGCUUGUUUUUUUACUGUUAAUAGGUCAUAUUUAACCACAAAACGGCAUGAUUUUUUAACUCUUUUUUUUUUUUUUUUUUUUAAUUGUGAUAGAGUGAAGCUGCGAAGUGGCCGCUGUACUCGGGACAUAAUGCACAUUUUGAUCACUUUAGCUCGUUGAGGAGCACAAGUGCAGUUUUCAGCACACCCCCCACUCGCUUUGAAAUGUUCCAAAGCUUGUUGAAAUCCAAUUUCUCAAAAAUUGCUGGCAUACAAAUGUCCAAAAUGUCUCACUAAGAUGACGAAUUAAGAUUCAAGGGGGCAACUAAGGGGUCCGCGCCCAAAACCCUGGCUGAUUACUUCGUUGACGGCGAGGCGUGUCCUGGUGGCGUAUGCGCGGCAAAGUCGGUAAAGUCGAGGAGUAUUUCAAAUAGAAGUUGUCUCUUAUAUAUUAUGCAGUUUCUUUUUCAUAUUUCUUCAGUGAACUCGCUGCUUGAGUGUGUGUCAGACUAGGUGUCAAGAUAUUGGAGGUGGCAAGGAUAGGAGAGUGGUAGAAGCACAUGAAAAGAUGUAAGGAUGAAAAAUGAAUGGUUGUCAAGGAAAAGACGGUGAGCCAAAAGUGGAAAAAAGGAGUUUAUAAAGAGCAUAUAGUAAAGCGCCUCUGCAAACACCAGAAGCCCAUGCUCAAAUAUAGGUAAUUAAGUGCACUGUAAAGUACCCGCACAGUUUCUUUGUGUGUGACUAGGCUCUAGGCAUAUAUCUGUGUGUGUGUGUGUGUGUGUGUUUGACAGACACUGGAGGAGGGUUAGAGGAGCGCUGACAUACAAAGGAGGGGGAGAGAGUGAGCGGCGUGAUUCCAGGGCACGCCUAAUGUGAGCGGAGGGGUCGAUGAAGGGGGCUCGGCUCACAGAUGGGCUCAGCAGGAGGGCCGAGAGAGCCGACUCCUCAAAGGUACUUGAUGGAGAAACAGGAGGCAGGUUUCCAGUUCACAAUGAUCCCUUGUCCAUUUUCCGAUGCUGGCCACCUGUUCACCGAGCCCAUCCUUACGCCCUCUGACGGCCAAGCCUUGCCGCGCUCGCUGCUGGUGUGAAGGAUGGAUGGAUGCAGAUUAUUAUUAGAAGCACCCCUCCCAACACCACCACCACUGCCAGGUCAUAAUGAGAAGACGUUAAAGGCAUAUUGAAACAUGGCCCUCGAUGUGAUGUCCUUCAUAGACUGGAGAACUGCCUUGACAGAUUUUCAAUCACACGUCAAAUUUGCCAGUGUGUGUGGGUUUUUUUUUUCUUUUUUUAAAUCGCCCUGACAACCCGCGGUUGAGGCCAUCUGGAAUCGCCAUUUUGAGGCUUGAUGACAAGAGGGUUCACUCUGCAUCGGUCUGUGCGCAUUGGUUCUAUAGUGGAAUGAACGGAGGGAGUGAGCCCUCAUCUCUUUGUGGAUGCGGGGCUACUAAGAAACUACAAGACACGAAACCGUUCCUUUAUGGUUGCUCAUGACAAGCAGCCGGAAUGGAGUCGUCAUGAGCCGAGAUCUUGACGUGGCGCCAACCGUGGCUUCCCCAAAUCCUUUGAGACAUUCAUUGGAUGAGGGUCCAGGUAAAGGGUCCUAUCCCGGAAGUGGAGCGACGCUGGCGCGGUUGUUGAAAACAUACCCGGGAUGGACGCCGUUAAUGUGAUACAGACAGACGACGGAUCAAUCAACAAACCUGACCUCGAUCAUUUCUGUGCCUGUAUAACGCUUGGAUCGAACAACUAGAGACGCAGCAUUCAUGAGAUAUGGAAUUAUCUGGCAUUAUCAAGAAAAUAGGCCACUCCAUAGUGGAGAUAAGAGUUCGUGCAUUGAAGAGCAUCAUUUGCAAGUUGAAGCACUCCCUGAUUUCCAUCUCUGACAUUGUCCAAGAAAGGAUGCUGUUUAUACAUCUCCUAGAAUGGUUCAAUUUCCCAGAGGUGCCCAUGCAGGAAGAAGUCCUGGAGCUGCUUUUGACUUUAUCCAAGCAUCCAAGUGCAGCACAAAUGCUGAGAGAUGUCCGAGCGGAGGAUUUCCUCACCCAACUGUCUCCGAAUGUGGAGCCGAGACUACGAGCUGUCAUCGACGCAACUCUGGAGCAGCUGUUCCAGCUACCCGAGCUCAUCCCCAGCCAUGCCGCACACUUUGGGCCGCACGUUACACUGCCAACAGAUUUACCAUCUGAUGGUCAUCUUCCUCAUCGAGGGUAUUUCCAGCAGAACGUGCACAGCCAUGGGGAUGUACCUCCUCAGAAAAUAGCAGUGCACGAGGCUGUGCAGUGCUUGAAGUUUUCUGUGUUUCCGUGGCUGACCUUGACAAACACUGACAGACACAUCCUGUCCUCCAAUGAGAGUUCUCUAAGGAGCAGCAACCCCAACCUGGUGCGGAGCACGUGCGAGAUACUGUGUGAUGUCAUUAUGCAGGACUUCCCUGCUGAGAUCUUCCUGCAGAGGCCCAAUAUUGCAAAGACGCUUCUGUCCCUGCUGAGGCUGGGGUCGGGCGAAGGUGAGGCAAGUUACCUCCACAUGCAGGCGCUCUCCUGCCUGAGGCAGCUUUGCGCGGGGCUGAGGCAGAGGCUGCGCUUUCAUCGAGAUCCCAGCUUCCACUCGGCAAAGCAAGGCGGUGCUGCUUAUCCAGUGUCGCAGAACUCGUCCUACUCCCAGGAAGUGCAGAGAACACAGCGCUCUCAGGCUUCUUCUCCAGCCGCAGCGUGCUCUCCUCGGCCAUCUGUAGUCGGCGGCACAGGCCAGAGAGUCAGGGGGGAUGGCCAAGAUGGAGAUGCAGUUUCCAACAGUGGCAGCUCGCACAGAAGCACAGCAGCAGUCCAAGCAGCCAGGCAAACGCCUCAGUCUCCCGCAGACGCGGCCCACUUGGCGCUCCCCGACCUGGAUGCGGAAGACGCCCCGGAGAUGCGGGUGCAGCAGCUCACGUUGGCUCAGUUCACCGUCGCCACCAUGGAGCAUGCCAUACCGCUGCUUAAGACAGAGGGUUCGCAUGUGUUCUGUCGCGUUCUGGAGCUGCUGUUCGACACCGUCCUCCUGCUCGGGGACAGCGUUUGUGAACUGGUGUGGGACGAUUGCAGCCUGGUGGGGAUGGAGCUGAAGGAGAAGCUGCAAGCAUGCAUGAGCCUGCUAGCGGAUGUUCUGAGCUACCACCAGGAUGAGGUCAACGAUUCUCAAGCUCACCACAGAGUUGCAUACACAAGCUCGGCUGUAUUCACCAUUAAACUCCUACAGACCAUACUCCCUCUUGAAAAGGCUGGUAGCAAUCUCCCUGAGAAUGCAGCAACAGCUAUUUUUCACCUUUGCCUGGACAAGGCGCUCGCACUGGCGGUGCCCAGCAUGCAGGAGUCUGCAGUGGCCUACUUGGAGCAGGUCAACUCCGACAAUCACGAGAUCUACAAGAGGGUUACCCGUGCCGCUCUCUGGGUGGAAUCCACAUGCGUCUUCCUCAAGGAGGCCCAGGCUGAGGGAGAGAAGAAUUGGCUGGAGCUGCUGGAGCUGGCGGAGCAGGCAAUAGAUGGCCUUCCAUUUCAUCAACACCUACCCGUUGUCAAGGAAUGUGUUCGUGUCUGCUCCUACUUGUGGAAGUUUGACCAGCCCAGUCCUGUCCUGCGGACAGAGAGUCAGAAGCUCCUCCUCAAGCUGCUGUCGCAUCCUUUGCUGCACGUCAAGAUGGAAACCUACACAUGCGUGUUGAAUGUGGUCAAGGAGUGCCUCGGCAUUCAGAAUGUGUCGCGACAAGAAUCAGGAGCCUGCGGCGGAGUUAACUUCCUCCUACACCACUGGGUGCUCUAUGAAAUAAGCGCCUUUGGCCUCCAGGAUUCUGCAGAGAAGGUCAAUGCCGCCGCCAAGGAUAUCCUGCUAUUCCUGCUCAAGGGACAAUUGAUGAUGACAGCGUCAACCUGGGACAGAUUCAGCGCGGCACUUUGCCGGGUCAUCGCCGUAUUACAGGUUUAUGCGAGCACAGAGGAGUCACUGGGAAGCUGUGUCCUGCUGCUAAGUGACAUGUUGGAGGUUGCGAGAGACGACACCUUUCCAAGCACGGCCAAGUUAAAAGCCGCGCUCAGACUUCUUUUCGCCAGACAGCCCGCGGUGAGAAUAGCAGCAGUGCAACACAUCCUGCCACACUUAAGCGGAGAUGACAACGUCAGCGGGGCCAGACCACAGCUGGGGCCGUCGGUGACCUCCUCGCUUCCCAGUCUCUACUGCAUCAGACACCCUGUGGAGGUGGCGCUCGACACCAGCAGCAAGUCUCUACUGAAGGUGGAAUCGGUGGAGAAGCUGUUCUGUAUGCUGUCCUCAGACACCGUUGACGUGGCACUGAGAAGAUCUUCUGCUGAGCAGCUGUCUGUGGUUCUGCAAGACACAACAUUGCAUCCGGUGUUGAAGAAUCUUGGAAUAACAGACAAAGCCAUUUCUUUCCUUAUCUGCAGCGUUAAUGGCAACAAGAGCUCGGAUUGCAUGCUGGAGCCGUGUGUGUGUAUCCUGCGGAAACUGGUGUAUGCCGAUCCAUCUCUGAGGAGCAGCCUAGCGCAGCGCAGCAUCUUGCUCGUCACUCUGCUUCGAGCAUCCUUAAUCCUGAAGGCGAACAAUAACAGCGUGAAUGAGGCUGCCGUCCUGAUGAGUUUGUUGCUCUUUGAUGAAAUAAGCAGCAUGGAAAUAUGGUCGGACAAAACCCAGAGCGAUGGCAGCCUUCCAACCUUCUCACUCCCGCUAUUAGUAGUGCGCAGGUUCAACAUCCCAUUCCAGGCAGCGAGCCACCACGCAGUCAGCCCGUACUGCUGCGUCCUGGCACCCUCCUCUGAUCUACUGACUCUCGCCCCCGCUCGCCAAGCUCUGCAGGUGGCUUGGAACGUUGCGUGGCACUGCGGGAUUGACAACCUGCUUGAGGAGCGCAAUUCGAACCCUGAAUUCCACCGUGACCUGAAGCUGCCAGAAGCCCAGAUUGCAUCACUGCGAGCGACCCACCUUCCCAGCGCCCUGCAAGAUUGCGUUCGGGGUGUGGUGAUGGCGGCGGGACACAGUUCGGUGAUCUCCGCCCUCGCCAAGCUCAACCUCUUCUUGAUGGUUGACACACUGGCCCUCCCCCACACGCCUACCUACGGGUGCAGAGAAACUCUGGACUCGCUGGGCUGGCAGGCUGCUGUGAGCAGGUUUCUCCAGGUGCAUCCAGCCUCUGUGGAGGAUGAGAGGCUGCUGGCGUACGUUGUUGCAUUUCUGAACGCCUACUUCAAACACAUGCGUGCGCACAACGCGUCUGACCCGGAGGACAAGGACCUGCGCUGGAUGCUGGAGCUGCUUCUCAACGAGGAAACCAUGUUCCUCCUUGAUUUGCUUCCUGGUGUGGAGAGUGCAAACACAGGGCAGCACCCAGAGGAGCCUGAGGAAGUAAAGAACCAUGUUCGCCAGAAACUGCAGAGGGAGCUCUCAUGCCUCUUUAAAAACAUGCUCCAUCACCUGACACACACCUCUGACAGGCUAUGUUUGGCAUUAGCGGGGCCCUUCAAGAGCCAGCUGGCACUGCGCUUGCUGCAGAGCCUGCGGGUGUCUGAUGCCCCGCGUUUCUACGGCCUUCCCAGCUUGGAGAGGACUCUGCAGGGCAUGGUCAGUCUGACAGCCCAGCCUGGCUGGAGCUCGCACUGCCCUGACCUGUCGCCCGCCUCCCUCUGUGCCAAGUACCUCAGCGGCCUGUUGGAGGUGAUCUCCUCAUUUUAUGUGCAGUGGGGAGGCAACUCAAUGUCCUUCAUGGGGAAAGGCGUGACCAAGAAUGCCCUCAUAUGCUUGCUUCACUUGUCGCAUGAGAUGAUGGCUGAGAGCAAGGAGAAGGACAUCAUUUCCAUGUGGUCUUUGGGGAACGAGGGCAACUCAGAGGAAACAAACGCCUCUCAGCUGGGCUUGGCCUGGCUUAUCCCGAUGUGGGUGGACAGGGAUCAAGAGGUGAGGUUUGCCAGUUUGGGUUUAGGCGCCGCUCUGUCCUCGGUGGCGAGCGGGUGCCAGGCUCUGUGCACCAGCUGCCAGAACAUCAGCGGAGGCCUGUGGGGCACCUUGCUCAACAUCCUGCUCGAUCAGCACGAGAGCAGCAUGGUCCGAAGAGAGGCUGCGUUUAUCCUGCAGAACCUGCUGGUGAUGCCCAUGCCUGCCAAUGCAGAGGAGGCCAAGGACUCCCACUGGCAGCACCCUUGCGUCCAUGACGAGGUGUCUGGCAUGUCGUUGGUGGGCCUUCCUGCUCUGCAGGCUCUGCUUUACCACUGUCAGUAUUUCCAGCACAUGGCCGUGUCUGCCUCCACUUGUUACAGCGGCAGAUACGCCUUUCACCUCCAGAGACCUGGCGCCGGUGACGCUUGUCAACUUGGGCCUCGUGAGAAUACUUCUGUUGUUUCAGAUAAUUCUCUGCAGUUUUGGAGAAGCGCCGCCGCCACAGCAGCUGCUGCCGCACCAACUGCCAACUCCAGCCGACCGUCCAGCUCCUUGUCCACGUCAAGCACUGUGAUAAGAGGUUCGGCGUCUCAGACGUCCAGGGCUGCUUCCCCUAUGAGCUUCACAGAAGAUGCUCCUGCUAACAGGCUAACAGCACAAGGCCAGAGCGACACGGACACCAUUGGCUCCGUUGCCACGCACGACUCCCAACAAGGCCAGCCCUCGUCCACGCAGCCCGUUGUCAUGGUUACCCCUGACCUCCUGGUGGCCCACUGCGGACUGCUGAUGAACCUGCUCUCCAUCCUGCCAGAUUUCACCCUGACUGCCAUCCGACAGAAUCAGCUUCUGCCAGCACUGGCGAGCUUAGUGGCAGUUGGGCCCGUUGAGAAAUGUCUCCGUGAACUGAAGGCACCCAACAUCCUUCCUGGAGAGAGAGAAGACAUCAAAAGUCAGCUCGCCACACUUCUUCAUUUCCAGUCCAGCUUCUUUAAGUUGCUGCAGUCGUGUGUCUCGCUCAGCCCAGACCUGAUUGGCCAGUUGGACUUCCUGAAACAAUUCUUGUCCACCCUGGUGGCCUUGCUCACACUGGACAACACACGAUUAGAUGCAUGUACACACGAUGCUAUCUUUGCGUGCUGGGUGGACGUGUUUACGCUCCUGGCUACUUUGGUGAGUAGGGACAGCUCUGCAGUGUACCCAUCUGUCUCUGCUGCGCUAGGGAGACGCUGGCGGACGUUCACAGAAACACUUUCAUUGUGUGUGCAUGAAAAGUCAGUGGAUCCUCUUCUGCACAAAGUAGCUUUGCACUUCCUUGCCAUGAUUUUCGCCGAGGAGACAAAAAGGCGGGAGGGAGAGGUCACAACCUUCAACUCGGACGUGCUGAGUGGUCCAUCAGGAAGCCAGCUUUGUGAACUGUUGAUGCAGAGUUUUGAAAGGAGAAGUCUUCAGGACCCGCUAAAAAAGUUGACAGCCAGAGCUCUGAUGACUCUCCUCGCCAGCAGCUCUUCUGCACAGAACCACGCUGCUGAAGCUGGUCUAAUUGACAGCUGCGUGGAGCAAAUGAAGCAGGUUCACACUCAGCUGCAGCUGGAGUCUGUGCGACCUGGCAAGCCUUCCCACUGCAAAAAGGAAGAGAGCCACUUAAAGGAACUUAAGCUGACCGUGGAGAUCCUGCGAAGUGCUUUCUACCGCAACCGCGAAUGCAAAUUGGUGGCCAGAGAUGCGCGCUUCACGCUGGUGAUUCACACCCUUUGGCCCUGGCUCCUAUUGGACGACCCUGUGAUGGAGGCGGUGCUGGAGCUCCUCUGCGUCUACACGGCCGACUGCCCCGCAGCAUGCAGUUCUGUUUGCGGUGGCGGGCCGGGUGUCGCCCCAGGACCAAAAGGUACCUCGAGCGGCUCGCUGGUGCACUCCGUCAUGAGGUUGGCCUCGGUGGUCGCCACUGACAGCGGCCCCAUCCAGAAGCUUUCCUUCUCCCUGUUGGCUAACUUGGUCAUGUCCCGGGACUGCAGGGGCGUCUUGCAGAAGAACAACUUCCUCCAAGCCUUCACGUCAGUGCCGGUGCCCAAGGUGGGCGGUGCCAAGGUAGCGGUCGUAAGUGGCGGCCCGGGCAGCCUCAUGGGUCUGUGGCUCCGCCUUCUGGUCAGUCUGUCGUUUUCAGAGGACGGCCAGCAGAGUAUCCUCAGGACCAUCGGAGCUCUGGAGGUGCUGGCUGUUCUGGCGCCGCAUCGACGCCACGCCCUCCUCGUCCUGCACAACCUCUGCUUCUGCCCCACCAACAAGUCUCACAUCAUCGCCAACGACAAAGCCCUGACAGUCUUGUUCUGCUGUCUGGAAAAUAAGGAGAUGGAGAUGCGCUGCAUGGGAGCAUCUGCACUUUGGGCGUUGCUCCAUAACAAUCAGCGGGCCAAGACAUCCUUGAAGUGUCCUUCUGUUCGACUGCGCAUCGAAGAAGCGCACCGUAUGUCUAAGAAUGAUGCUGAGAACAAGCAGGAUCCCAUCUGCUCCUACUUGUUGAAGUGCCUUGAAAGCCUCUCCCAGCUGCUAAACACAUGAUUGUCAUUUUAUAGAUUUAUAUGCGCCUUGUAGCAAUUAUUUGCAAAGUAUUUUCUUAUUAAAUUCAAAUUAUUUGUUUUGCCACUGCAAAAAUGAAAUGUCAGAAGGAGGGUUUAUUACAAGGUCAUUUUGGUCAAUUUGAAGGCAUCACUUCAUGCCUGUUACGUUAAUGUUAAUGUUAAUGCAGAUGAAUCCCAUUUUAGCAUGUGCUUGUUUUUUUAAGUCACAGGGCCACAAAAAAGGUGAGGAACCUAACUUGCAUUGAAAUAGCCUUAAACCCAUUUUUAGCAGUGGUUUUUGGCUAUUUUCAAUGUUUUCACAGCACAUUCGGUGUUUAUUUAGCUUGAGAGGAUGACACGAAGAUGCAGAUUUGGGUUUACAGCUGUGGGUUUCCUGAACAGAUGUGGGUAGGGCACAGAAAAGGUUGACUCGGGCUUUGGGUGUGACCUCAACUUGCCCUUUAAACCUCCUUUUAGACAAGGUUUGGAGAGUGUGACUUUGUGAUGCCGUGUUUUGGGACGGGGUCUUGCAAAUCUUGACUCUAUUUGCAGAAAUGACCUUAAGACUCAUUUUUAGUGAGGUGAUGCAGGUGGAUUUUCGAAGGCUUGUUAGGACCAUACUGAAAAUAAAAUAAAAAUACAAUCAAAUAAAAUCAAAACAUAAAAGUUAAUAUGUGAGUAAAUUAUAAUUACAAAAAUAUAAUUAAUAAUACAAAAUAUCAUUAAGUAAAGUUGUAUAAAUACAAUUUUAAAAAGUAGUAUUUUUCCCCCCAAAAAUAAAAAUCUCCAAAAAUGACAAUUUUCUUUAUAUUUUUCUUUCUUUUCAGUGUGAUCCUUAUACUUCCUUGUAAAAUGUGGACAAAACCCAUUCCCUUACUCUAGCCGGCCUGCAAAAAACGCAUACAGUCCUUCCUAGCUGGUACAGUACAGUAAGUGUGUGUGGUUGUCAUGGCAAUAGCAGAGCUACAACAAGCACAAUAUCAGUGAUUUUGAAGCCCUUAGGUAAUGUUAGUUAGUACAUGCAACAAUCACAAAAGGUAGGAUGAAUUUUAUGACGCCAAACUUCGAGUACAGUGUUCCCUCGUUUAUCGCGGGGGAUAGGUUCCCAGAAUAUCCCGCAAUAAGUGCAAUCCACGAAGUAGCCAAGUUUAUUUGUUUACAGUUAUUACAGUUAUUACAGUAUAUAUGUUUUAAGGCUUUAGAACCUCUCACUAUACACUUUUCUCAGUCAGGCAUUAACAUUUUCUCACAUU
Molecule: messenger RNA, 10403 nt
Organism: Dunckerocampus dactyliophorus (ringed pipefish)
Lineage: Eukaryota; Metazoa; Chordata; Actinopteri; Syngnathiformes; Syngnathidae
Gene: rttn
Product: rotatin
Exons: 54
Coding region: 2447-9151 (2234 amino acids)
Biological process (GO): ciliary basal body organization; centriole-centriole cohesion; centriole replication
Cellular component (GO): centriole; ciliary basal body; centrosome
Source: RefSeq, a predicted model, not a curated record